UCGAAACCCCCCCCUUCUCUUCUCUCUUCCUUCUCUCUCUCUCUCUCCCUCUCUGUCACCGAUUUGAAACUUUUCCUGAGAGCAAGCGAUCUUGGUCUCUCACGUCAGUUUAUCUGAUCGCCCAGAUCUCCCUGGUCGGAAAGGAUUUGAUAUUGGGGUUCUUGGAGUAACGUUAUAGCUCUCCAUUGUGGCCUUUUCUAUAUGAUGCGUCGGAAUCACAAGCGUGGGGAGAUCUGGUCCACAGCUUAUCUUCACCGAUCAGUGAUUGAUGGGAAGUGUGAAGAGAAAGAGUGCAGCGAGAGCCGAAACUGGCCCUUCUGCCACCGUCCAAGAUGGUAGAGUUGGGAGUUCUUCCGCAGCGACUCCAGAUGGAAUGGGUGAAGCUUCAAGUUCUACCUCACUCUUAGAUGGGAGUGAUUGUGACUUUCUAAGGCAACAACAGGCUCUGCAUGGAAGGAUAACUGGCCCAAAAAGGAGAUCAACUAAAGGGCAGUGGACUCCUGAAGAGGAUGAAAUUCUAUGCAAUGCUGUGCAUCAUUUUCAUGGAAAAAAUUGGAAAAAGAUAGCGGAAUGCUUCCCAGAUAGGACUGAUGUGCAAUGUCUGCAUAGAUGGCAGAAGGUUUUAAAUCCUUCGCUUGUUAAGGGACCUUGGUCCAAAGAGGAAGAUGAAAUUAUUGUUGAAAUGGUGAAGAAACAUGGACCGAAGAAAUGGUCAACUAUUUCGCAAGCUCUGCCUGGACGCAUUGGGAAGCAAUGUAGAGAGAGGUGGCACAACCAUCUUAAUCCUACGAUAAACAAGGAUGCAUGGACCCAAGAAGAGGAGAUGGCCCUCAUUCAAGCUCAUCAAAUUUAUGGAAACAAGUGGGCAGAAUUGACAAAGUUUUUACCUGGCAGGAGUGACAAUUCAAUAAAAAACCACUGGAACAGUUCAGUCAAGAAAAAAUUGGAAUCAUACAUGGUUCAAGGUCUGAUUGGAAGGUACCCAGGUUUAACCAAUGUGAACUCCUCUACUUCAAGAAUCCGGAAGAAGAAUCAUGAUGGUGGCUUAAAAGAAAGACCUGACAUGGAAGAUUCCUCUGAAUGUAGCAGUUCGGCUUUGGUAGCUUCUUCCCAAUCUGAAUGUGAAAUGGCAAAACCAGUUGUAGGGGAGGAUGCCAUCAAAGAGGAGGCCAUGGAUUCACAUUUACCAGUUUGCUCCAGUGAAUAUUAUGGCUCAGUUGAAAAAAUGAUCUGUGAUGACGUGCCUUCUGAAGUCCAUUCAACUGGAAAUUUGUUACCAAAAGAUGAAGGAUCUGCAACUGAGAUUAAGAAACCUUCCGAGACCGAUUCUAAUGACAACGACCAUGAGAAUAAAGAUAUUUUGUUCCAUAAACCAACACCAUUGGAGACCUCUACCUCUGGCGCUGGAUCAGGAUUUGAGAAUAAGGAUAAAACCUGGAUCUCUCUACAUAAUGGGUGCAGUUCAAACCUUUUUGAUUCUGUAACGACCUUGGGUAUGGAGAAUUUGGACUGUGCUGCUGCUUUGAGUUACAAAUCUGCUAUUCACAGAUCUGGAACUUCUAUGAAUUUUGUUCCUUUUUCAUACCCCAUCUUUCCAGUAAAUACAUCGCAUGUUUAUGGAAUUCCGUGUUUUCAAAAUUUGACAACUGUUCCCCCAUCUUUUAUUUGCCCAAGUGCUAGUGUUGAGAUCCAGGAUACAUCUUGGAGGCUGCAAAAUUCUGGAGCUGUUGCAGGCUUAUUCAUUGGUGUUCCUAAAUCUGGUUGCCCUGCUGCUCUUGUUCCUGAAGCGAGUUCUUUAAUUCAUGAGACUAUAGACCAGCAACUAGAGAGUGUAGUCCAGGAGCAGGAGAAACUAAGUAUAGAGGAAACUCUAACAGCGACAGAUUGUUGUGACAAUGUGAGCAGGAAUCUCUCUCUUAUUAAUGAGGAGAAAGUAGAGCAAGAAAACGUUUUGGAACCUGGAACUGUCUCUCCUGCAGAGAAGAUGAAAGAAAUUCAAUCUGAAAAUUUCUUGGAUUCUGGAUCUUUAUUUUAUGAACCUCCACGCAUUCAGAGCUUGGAAUUUCCAUUUGUUUGCUGUGACAUUGUGUCUAGUGACCUUCAGCAAGCCUAUAGUCCACUGGGUAUCAGGCAGCUGAUGAUGUCCUCAGCUUCCUGCAACUUAUGGGACUCUCCUUCUCGUGAUGAUAGUCCAGAUGGAAUUUUAAAACAUGCUGCCAAAAGUUUUAUAUGUACUCCAUCUAUCAUGAAGAAAAGACAGCGUGAACUAUUGUCUCCUUUGCAGGAAAGGAGAUCUGAUAAGAAAUAUGGUACAGACAUGAACCGAGGGUCAUUUUUUGUGCCUUUAAUGAAGGGGGAUGAAGCAUAUAUUGAAGAUAUGAUAGGAGAAGUUGAUCCUGAGAAUGUUUAUUUGUCUUUAGUAGAUGAUGUUCGUGAUUCUUCAUCUGAUUUGAAGGACAAACAUGUGACGAUUACUAAGCAAAAUGAGAAUCUGGGUGCCAAACUUACUCAAAAGAGUACCUGCAGUAAAUCCUCCAGGGCUAGCAAACUUAAACAGAAUGUAGAGGACUGGAGAUAUGGAACUAAAGUGCCUUCUGAUGUUGAUUCAGAUGCAAAAGAAGCUCAAUGUAAUGCAGUAUUAGCAGAGCGUAUUAGUAGUAAUUUGGAAUCUCUAUCUGCUUGCUCUACCUUUAUUUCCCCUGGUGCAUGUGGAACAAAACAUGCUGAAUGUUCCGUAACGCUUACAUCUUUACAAUAUCCGCCAUCGUCUAAGAAGCCACAAAUUGCUGUUGAGAAGUUUGCUCCAUCCAUUGAUGCUGACCAUGAAAUUUUUAAUAUCUUUGCUGAUACUCCUGGCAUCAAAAAAGGUUUAGACUCUCCUUCAUCAUGGAAGUCGCCCUUGUUCCUUAACUCAUUUCUUGCAGGAGCAGACUUUACAUGCGAGGAUUUCAGAUAUUUUAUGAGCCCUGGUGAAAGAAGCUAUGAUGCUCUUGGUCUUAUGAAGCAAUUGAGUGAGAAAAAUGCUGGUGUGAUAGCGGAGGCUCAAGAGGUAUUAUCUAAUGGUGGCCAAAAGUUGAACUUUGACAAUGUUAAAUCCAAUAAUUCGUCACGAGAGAACGAAGACUCUGCGAAAGAACAGGAAAACCUCAUUCCCAUGCCCUCAAAUAUUGUGGCUGAAGGCCGUGUUCUAGAUUUCACCGGCUGCAACACACCUCUUGAAAAAACCAAAAGCCUUAAAACGAAGCAUGUCUCCAGUCCUUCAAUCAGCAGCCCAACAACCUCUCAUCUUCUUCGAGGUUGCCGAUAACCGCCGGAUUAUUUUUCAAAUUGCAGUAAAUAAUAAUAACCCCACCGGCGGUAACUUCGAGGGGGGAAAAAUGAGAUUUUUGCGAACCCAACCAUUUUUCUACUGCUGAAUUAUAUCAAUCUGCAUAUUGGGUCCUUAAGGGGUAAGAUCUACAUCAAGUUUGAUGUUUAAUGUUGUACUAAAUACAUCAAAGUAAAUUUAUUUUGAUUUUAUCUUCUUUUUAUGGAGCCUUCGUUCACAGCACCACUGAGGUGAAGUGAAACAGUCAUGAAGUAAUUUAAUUUUGAUUUUUAUUUGCUUGUAUUCAAAUUCCUUCAUUUGUUAUCUAUGCAUAAGCUUCAUCAUGAUUCGCA
Phalaenopsis equestris is the source of this 3660-nucleotide messenger RNA. Its product is annotated as transcription factor MYB3R-4-like. Gene Ontology annotation, cellular component: nucleus. Bases 269 to 3307 code for a protein of 1012 amino acids. The transcript is spliced from 12 exons. NCBI's taxonomy places the organism in Eukaryota, Viridiplantae, Streptophyta, Magnoliopsida, Asparagales, Orchidaceae. The record is from RefSeq and is a predicted model, not a curated record. Gene Ontology annotation, biological process: regulation of DNA-templated transcription. Gene Ontology annotation, molecular function: RNA polymerase II cis-regulatory region sequence-specific DNA binding; DNA-binding transcription factor activity, RNA polymerase II-specific.